Tremella mesenterica DSM 1558 is the source of this 684-nucleotide messenger RNA. RefSeq lists its product as uncharacterized. Lineage: Eukaryota; Fungi; Basidiomycota; Tremellomycetes; Tremellales; Tremellaceae. The record is from RefSeq and is a predicted model, not a curated record. The transcript is spliced from 7 exons. Gene Ontology annotation, cellular component: zeta DNA polymerase complex. Bases 1 to 684 code for a protein of 227 amino acids.
AUGUCUCAAGUAGGUUUGAGUUAUAAAGUAGAGACGGCAGAUGCUUUAACUUCUUUCCUUGAAAUAGUAAUCCAUACCAUCCUAUGUAUUCGUUCCAUUUACCCCCCACAUACAUUCACACGUCGUAAAGCCCAUUCCGUUCCAGUAUAUCAAAGUCGUCAUCCUCAAGUCAGACAAUACAUCGCGGAAGUAUGUUCUCUCAUCGGGAAAGAAUUAGAAAGAGGAAAUGCUAGGAGGGUAACUUUGGUUGUGAAAGAUUUGAAGGGAAUACCGUUGGAAAGGUUCAUAAUUGAUUUUGGGUAUUUAGGAAUGGGGUUGAUAGAUGGGAAGAAAGAUGUUCCAUUGACAGGAGCUCCAACAUCGGACGAAUUAUCAUUACUUUUAAGAGCUUUUGUAAUCCGGUUGAAUGCUCUCGAUUCUCAACUUUUGGAUAACACCGUCGAGACUACUUUCGCCAUCGUCGUCGAGACCUCCGACGACCUAGAACCUUCUUCCAAUCAAGGGACAGACGAGACUCCUCCAUGGAUCCCAGCUACCAAAACAGACGUUCUUCAUCCUUCCAACGAGACUCAUGAACCUUUACUCCAUGUGAAAGCUGUGGAAACCGGUGUGAUCGAUGUGAGAUUGAUGGUUCAAGAAUGUGUGGGUAAAACAGGUGUUGAGAAGUUAGAUAUAGGAGUAUGA